UUUCACUCUGAGAAUGAAAAUGAAAGCAAACACAAAUAAGCACUGAUCUUCCUGCCUUGACGUUUUUACAAGGUUAGUAAUCAUUUUUUAACAUUUUGAACAUUGGGUACAUCUUUUCAUAGUGGACAUUUUAAGAUUCUACUUGUAUUGAAUUGUGUCAAUACAUAUUGCAUGUAUACUAUCUAUUUUAUCGGUACCAAUUUUCGUGCUUGACAUGACAAUUAAGUCUGUUUUUAUUCUCAUUCUAAUUCAAUUCAAUUUCUUAUAUCUUGCACAGUCUAUCUAGAAAGAUGACAAUGACAAAGUACAAGCUCCCUGCUUUUUGCCUCGUGCUCAUAGUGUUGAGUGCCAGUGAAGCCAUACAGUUUCCAGGUCUCCAAUUAAUAUCUGAUUGCAUGGAAGCUAAAUGUGGUGUACGGAUGAAAUCCUGCCUGAGAACUAAUCAGGGGGAACUUACAGGCAAAGCCAAAGGCUGCAUUGCCCGCGACUGUAAAAAUGCCCUAAAACUCUGUGUGAAACAGAUACCGAAGGAUGCGUUUGCAUAUGCCAAAGUCAUAGCAGAAACCGCUGAACAGUAUGCUGAUGUUGGCCUAGACCUUUUCUCUGACUCCUACCUACAAUGCUGGCCGAGGCCUGACACUCACAAUGGAACUCAACUCACUGACUGUGUGAUUGAUGACCUCUUAGAGAAGAUGGAGCCUUUAAUUACUCUGUUUGGCUCUACACUGUUCAGUGAUCCAGCCUAUAUGGCAUGCUGGUUUGUUCACAUCGGGAGAAUUUUUGUCACGCUUGCAACUGAUACAAGUAACCAUGACUAUGCUGAACAAAUGGCACGGAACAAUGCAAUGGAAGCACAGAGGAAUGCGUAUGUAUACAUGAAAUGUUCGGCAAUGAGAAACCCGGAUGAAGACUGCAUUAACAUGUGGAAUCGUAUUUGGGGUACACCAGCAUGGAUGAAACGAAAAAGCAAAGAUAUCUUCGUUGGUUUUUUCAACAAUGUCAUAUCUGCUUCAGUGAAAUGCCAGAAGUCCUGAGAGGGAAAAUCACUGGAAGCACUGUAGGAGUAUGCCCUCUAUCUUCCCUUUAUCACACACUCUCUCUCAUUCUCACACACACAAACAGGCUUUAUGAAUAAAUUAUAAAACUGGUAGCUUUCAGCAUUCAUAUUUUAAUUGGGUAAAGGGCUGCGCAAUUAAUUUUCAAUAAAUUUCAGUUUCAACGUCAAUUAUGACUUUCAAUGAUUAUGAAAAGUUACCUCUUUGCUUUUCAGUAAUGUUUAUAUAAAUAAAUAAUGUUAUAUAAAUAGUCUUUAAAUAAUGUAUAGUCUUUUUAACGUUUCUCCUCCUUAUCCUUCCACCAGACCUCCUGGUAUCAGUUUCAAAGUGCCACAUGUAUAGGCUAUAUGACUAAUUUAAACUGUUAACAAAUAUGGUGA
Messenger RNA from Alosa alosa (allis shad), 1435 nucleotides. RefSeq lists its product as uncharacterized. The transcript has 11 exons. NCBI's taxonomy places the organism in Eukaryota, Metazoa, Chordata, Actinopteri, Clupeiformes, Clupeidae. The coding region runs from base 291 to 1034 and encodes 247 amino acids. The record is from RefSeq and is a predicted model, not a curated record.